Triplophysa rosa is the source of this 664-nucleotide messenger RNA. It is a transcript of the gene lamtor3, whose product is annotated as late endosomal/lysosomal adaptor, MAPK and MTOR activator 3. Gene Ontology annotation, biological process: cellular response to amino acid stimulus; positive regulation of TOR signaling. The transcript is spliced from 7 exons. Gene Ontology annotation, cellular component: Ragulator complex. Bases 123 to 497 code for a protein of 124 amino acids. The record is from RefSeq and is a predicted model, not a curated record. NCBI's taxonomy places the organism in Eukaryota, Metazoa, Chordata, Actinopteri, Cypriniformes, Nemacheilidae.
ACGGAUAUUACGUAUAAGGAAAAGCUUGCGAUUUCUGUCAUGUGACGAACGCGCAUAAACAAGUUGAGAACUAUUCAAUCAAGCAACAUUAAAGGCGAAUCACUCAAUCCAUUCUCAUAAAUAUGGCAGAUAAUCUGAAGAGUUUUCUGUAUAAACAACUGCCAAGUGUUGAAGGGCUCCAUGCCAUAGUAAUAACAGAUAGAGAUGGGGUUCCUGUAAUCAAAGUUGCCAAUGACAAUGCACCUGAAUACGCACUGCGGCCGACAUUCUUAUCUACCUUUGCUUUGGCAACUGACCAGGGCAGCAAGCUGGGCUUGUCUAAAAAUAAGAGCAUCAUUUGCUACUAUAACACAUAUCAGAUUGUACAGUUCAACCGAUUACCCUUAGUGAUAAGUUUCAUCGCAAGUAGUAAUGCCAACACAGGUUUGAUCUUUAGUCUUGAGAAGGAGCUUGUUCCCCUGAUAGAAGAAUUAAGGCAGGUGGUGGAAGUAGCUUAGAAACGUCUCAACUACACUGUUGUAGGUCAUACAUCUGUACAUAUAUAAUGUGAGCUGUAUGUUUGUAUUGAAUUUUGUGUUGGAUUGUCUUGAUGCUGUAUGUCUCUUUUGAAUGUAACCUGUUCCUUGAGUCUCCUUAUUAAUAAAUAUGUCCAAGGCUUUGGUUU